Rhipicephalus sanguineus (brown dog tick) is the source of this 8217-nucleotide messenger RNA. RefSeq names its product extended synaptotagmin-2 (gene Esyt2). Gene Ontology annotation, molecular function: lipid binding. The record is from RefSeq and is a predicted model, not a curated record. Gene Ontology annotation, biological process: lipid transport. Bases 362 to 2821 code for a protein of 819 amino acids. NCBI's taxonomy places the organism in Eukaryota, Metazoa, Arthropoda, Arachnida, Ixodida, Ixodidae. The transcript is spliced from 22 exons.
CGUCGUCGUGCCCUGUCGUCUGCGGCGCCGUGAGGGUUGUCUUCACGAGCGAUAGUUUAUAGUCCUUUUUUCUUUACGUGGUUAUGCAGCGAUAGACCCUUCGCGGCACGUACCAUUCCUCUGCACGUAGACGGUUUGCUCAGUUCUAGCCCGUUCUGACCCCCACUCGCUGCCAAGCAGCCUGCCACCACCCGUAAACAAGCCUCUGCGCAUCGGUCAGGUGUGAUCGUCGAAGGUGUGCGCGUGUGUGGUUAGUGUGGUGCAACACAUCAGGGCGCGCCUAUCAAAGAGGUGUGGCCUCCGCAAGAUCUCCGCUCGUGAAUAACCUGUGACUCGGGUGCAGUACAGAGUCGAGUCAAUCAUGGAAUCGUCCCAAGAGGCGAGCAACACCGAGCCGUUGCUACCGGGGCAGGAAUCUCAGCAGCGUCCUCCGACGCCUCCUCCGGCGGUGCCUCAUGGAGAAGAGAGGCCCGCCUCGAAGCCUCCGGAGCCGGUGAAGCAGGCUCGCGAAAUACUGCGGACCACGCUCGGCUCGCUGGUUUACAAGUUCGCCAAGGGAAUCCUGAUCGCGGGGAGCCUCUACCUUAUGGGCUGGUUGAACCUCAGCCCCGCGUGGCUGCUCAUAGGGGUGGGCUCCUACGUCGCGCAAAAGAAUUACAUCGAACAGAAGCGCAUUCGCAGCGGCAUCACCAGUGCCGACCAAGAGAAGGCCAGCGUGCUGGCCACGAUCGAAGAUCUGCCCGCAUGGGUGUUCUUCCCUGAUACAGAGAGAGCCGAGUGGGUUAACAAGAUCCUGUGCCAGUUCUGGCCGUUUGUGGGCGACUACGUCAAGGACCUCAUUCUUGAGACAAUCGAGCCGAGCGUGCGCUCCUCACUGCCUGCAUACCUGAGCAGCUUCAAGUUCGAGAGGAUUGAUCUGGGCGACGUGCCUCCCAGGAUUGGAGGAGUGAAAGUAUACAAGGAGAAUGUGUCCAGAAGCGAGGUCAUCAUGGACAUGGAGUUGUUCUACUGUGGUGACUGCAAAUUUAGCAUCAAAGUGAAAGGUUUCAAGGCUGGAAUUCGAGACCUUCAGAUACAUGGCCACGUACGGGUGGUGAUGAGGCCCCUCACUAAGCAGAUUCCCCUGGUCGGCGGUGUGACCGUGUUUUUCCUCAGACCUCCAGCUAUUGACUUCACCCUGACCAAUCUGGGACAAGUCUUGGAAGUCCCAGGACUCAAUGACCUCUUGAAGAAGGCAGUCUCGGAUCAAGUGGCUGCCAUGAUGGUACUACCGAACAAAUAUUCUGUCAAGCUUCAAGAGCACGUCUCGACCCAGACACUGCGGUACUCUCUGCCCUGUGGUGUCCUUCGGGUUGAAGUGGUGGCAGCAAAGGACUUAGUCAAGGCAGACAUUGGUAUGCUGGGCCUGGGAAAAUCCGACCCCUAUGCCAUCAUCACCGUUGGUGCCCAGGAGUUCCGCACACAGGUCAUCCCCAACACUGUGAACCCCAAGUGGAACUACUACUGCGAGGUUGUUGUCUACCAGAUUCCUGGAACCACCUUGGACAUCGAAGUGAUGGACGAAGACCAGAGCAGCAAGGACGACUUCCUGGGCAGGGUGUCUGUUGCUGUUAGCGAUAUCGAGAGCCAGGGCCAAGGAGACAUGUGGCUGACCCUGGACGACACCAAGUCGGGCAAGAUCCGCCUACGGACCUUCUGGCUGAAUCUGUCCCGAAACACGGACGACCUGGCUCUGCAACUGGAAGAAGUUAGGGCCAUCUCGACCAAGACACCGUUGUCGUCAGCUGUGCUCAUCGUAUUCCUCGACUCCGCAAAGCACCUUCCGAAUGCGAGCAAGGCGGCCGGCGAGCCCAGCCCCCAGGUGCACCUGGUGGUGGGCCAGCAGGAGCGCUGGAGCUCCAUCAAGCACAGCACCAAUGACCCUGUCUGGGAGGAGAUCUUUUACGUGCUCCUCAGCAACCCAGAAGUCCAGGAGAUGGAGGUCAAGGUGAUGGACAACAAGUGUGGGCAGGUGUUGGGCCACUUGAGUUUCCGGCUGUCGCGCCUUCUGAAGGAAGAAGGACUGAAGGUGGACGAACCACUCAUCCUGCUGGGCACUGGCCACCAGGCGAAGCUGCAGAUCACGCUGCAGCUACGAAUCCUAAAGAGCAACAAGCGCAGGACGUCCAGCUCGGAGCCCCUGCCCAGGGCAAGCCGGGGUAGCAUACGAGCCUCGGAGCACGAGGAAGUCACCCCGUCGCACAGGCCGUCCGUUGACCAACGGAGUAGCCCACCAUCCCCACGCAAGCCAAUGCCACCUCAGGUGCCAUCGCUGGACGAAGUGGUGCACUCUACGGUGUCACCCAUUCUAGACAGCAUGGCCAUGGGAGAAGGACCACUCGAAACCAGCCAGAGGGACCCACAGAGGGAGGUUCUGGGAGACCCAGGGGCGGGCAAGCUCCAGCUGACCCUUCGCUACAGUGCUCAGAGGAGCCGCAUGGUGGUGGUCGUCCACCGAGCCGUAAACUUGGUCCACAAGGAGGGUGAGGACCUUCCGGACCCUUACGUCAAGCUACAGCUGCUGCCCGACCGAUCCAAGGAAAGCAAACGCAAGACUCAGAUCUGCCGCAACACCUGCAACCCCGUCUUUGACGAGACGAUGGAGUUUGAGGCAGCGCUGUCAGACCUGGAAGGCAGCACCCUUCAAGUGCUGGUCAACUCCAAGAGUGGGUCGUCCAUGUUUUCCCGUGGCAAGACGCUGGGACGCACGCAGGUCAGCCUGGCCAACCUGGAUCUCACCAAGGCACACACAGACUGGUAUGAGCUGGAGCCGGAUACCUAGGCCAUCGUCUACCACUUCGGUUGUGAGACCAGUUGUUUUUGUUUGUUUUUUUCGACGCUGUGCAGGGAUCUACGACGGACCGAGAGUCCGUCGCACAAGAAAACUGUGUCGCUGUUGUUGUUAUUGUUGUCAUUUCUGUUUUUUCAGUGUGUUUCUUGCACUUAACAGUGGCGUCUACGAGGAGAAAAAGAAUUUGCGGCGAUGCUGCGGCGAUAGAUUAUAUUUACAAGUGCAUGCCGCCUAAGCUUACUAGGUAGACUAGUGCGCUUUCAGAGCUUGCAGUCGUGGCUUUCAGGAGAAUGCUAGACUAUUGUGAGCACUUAAUCAAUUAGUAUCGCUUAGGAAUGCAGAAGUGAUUACCAUGUAGGAAAUUGGAAUGACGCUUGUAAAUAACACUUGGCUUCUAAUACUCACUUUUCCUGGCUGAUGGCUUGUUAAACGUCUUUCAUUGAGGUACAAGAUUGAGCCUUUUUGGAAAUUUUACAUUUUACGGAUAUACUAAUAUAUUAAUCGCGUGAAGGAAAACUUAAGGGACACAUACAUGCUUCUUUUUUGCUGUUUUUAUUUCUCUGUCGUUGUCUGUUUCACCUCGAUUAUAUAUAAGAGGAUUUUUUGGAAAGCGCACAUGGCGCAUCAUGAACUUUACAAAUUGUGUGCAGUGAAAAAGUGAUGUCCAACGAUUGUGCCAUUACCAUGAAUUCACGUUGAUUGUUAUACUCUACCCCUCAUGUCCUUGUUAUUUUGUUUAAUUGCACGGCUACUUAGGGCCGAAAAAUAUCCCCGAAAGAGAAGCCCUUUUAAGUUUCUUGCUAGUUUCUGUAAAGGUCGGGCUUGCGUUAACUAAGCCACGGCAGUGUGUUCGAUCCUGUGUUGUACUUAUUGUCGCAAUCGUUAUCACAGUGUCCAUGAUAUUACGUUGGUCCUCUGUAGAAAGACACAAAAAGGUUGAGCUUUUUUUAAUUUGUCAUUUGCAGCUAUCGUAGAAAGUUUUGUGUCCAUGCCUGCAUUGAGAUGCAGCAGUUUGUCGUAAUGUUAUCUUAUCUCAUGCUGCUGUGGAAUUGAAUACGGAGUGAGCCCUUUGCCUAGGUUGUUUCAAAUCGGCUUGCAACGUUUGAUUUCAUUGUGUGCGAUUUUUGUCAGUUACUUCCUAAAGAGCGUAUUGUUUUCACACUCUGAGAUGCUCAAUGAUUUAAACGCAAGGCUGUGAAUAUAUCAGCAUGACGCAUGUUGUCUUGACAAAGCCCUGGCCUAACCGAAUGGUUUUCUCUAGUGAUGAUUUUUUUAUUAUGGGCAAGUGAAACAGAAUCGGGGUGAAAAAGACACGGUAAAAUGUGUUUAAAAUAACGAAGUAUGUUCCUGCAUAGAGACCUUAUUCGCAAAAGCAAACGAAAUGGUAUUUUCAACCUUUUUGGUUUUAGCCAUAUCCUUUCUUUUUGAGCCAAGUUAUACUGUAGUAUGCAAAUUACUACAUUUACUCAAAUCUAAGCACACCUACAUCCAUCCCCCUCACCCUCUUCGUUUUUUUUUUAUUUCUUAUCAUGUAGCCGACUUGGGCUACAAUUAUGUUUCAAAAAGUCAUUCUCAAAUGAAGAACCGUUUUCAUUUCAGUUAAGUGGUAGUACUAUCAUUUUUAAUGAAUGUGUCAUUUUGAAUAUUCACUCUAGUCCUAAAAGAUUAGGGUUGCUGUGUAGGUUCAGUAGGUGUGGUUACUUUUGAGAAAAUUUGGUAUUUCUGUCAUGUGUAUGUGUUGCCUUGUAAUCAAGAUGGUUUUAUAUGGGUACAUUUUUUAAAGCUCUGUUCCUCUUUGCAUUGUUUAUUUGUGUUAUCCUAUUUUGCUCUCUCCCCUGAUUGUUCUCCUUGCAUGUACUGAAUGUGGUGGGCACUCCCUAAUGCUGCCAUAUUAGUAUCCACACAAUAAAAAAAAAUAUCUCGCGGGUUUUUAUGUGCAAGCACAAGCAAAUGUUUGGGGACCAUUUGGUGCCACAAGGAAUUUUUCGCUCAGAGGCAUGAGUAUAUUUGUUGAAAUUGAGUGGUUCAGUCUAAGUACGUUUGACCAAUGCAAUGUAUCGAAAUGCUUCUACGCUUUAAAGGCUUGCUAGAAGAUAUUUUUAUUUUGAUUUUUUGCUGGUGCCGUGGUCCCAGAACUAUUGCUUGCGACAGUGCUGUACUUUUAUCUUGCUUUUGAGGAGCACCUGUCCUUCUGUUCGUGCUGUGUGCCGGCAUUUUUUUUCUAGUCAUUUGUUAACGUUUCUUGUUGAGCAACUCCCGCUUGUGCUACGCUUUUUCUCUUUUUUAACAACCCAGUGAUCCGAGGCGAGAUCAGAAUAAACACAAGAAUGCGGAGAAUGAGCACUUUUUAAUUGUUGAAACGACUUGCGUGUGUUGCAUGUGUUGUGUGUGUUUGUGGGGAAAAAAAGACACUGCCUUUUCUUAUUUCAUCACAUAUAUAUUUUUUGAUGGGCAGUGCUAAGUUGACGCUCCACCUUUGUAGAUGGCCGAGUGAUUUGAAAAGAGUGUGCAGUGUUUCGAUUAUCUCUUCUUUUAGCCACUUAGUUGGAAAUAAGAUUUAGCAAACCUUGUGUGUUAGCUAUUCGGCAUUCCCAAUUUUAUCAAGCUGUGCAGUGCUGUUCAAAAUUACUCAUCUUUCACGGUAGUCUGUCCGUUCUACAGAAUACAAAGAAUUGUAAGGUAUCCAAUCGGUGGCCCCACAUGACCCCAGUGAAGGGUCAUUGACCCUUCCUCCCUGUUUCCCUGUCUGCUCCUUUACCAUGCGAAAUGUGUGAAUGUACCAAGGUUAUACGACAGGCCUCUAGCGCGAUAAAUUUUAUAAAACUACAGUAUCGUUUAAACGAAACCAACUUCUAUGUCCUCAAGCCUGUGGAGUGUCCUAACCAACGAACCCCAGUGUCUCCAAGGUGUCGAAGCAACUGUACCCUGCGUGGCAUUGUUAUUACAGUAAAAGCUGUCACCUGUUGCCGAUGUUAUCUUUUCUCCUUCGUGCAUGUUUUGUGGGUGACUGUACCUGAGAGAGGUGCAUGUGGAUAGGAGGUUGUGAAGGAGUUUGCAGGGUGUGCGCAGAAAAUACAACCGCUCAUGCUGAAAUUUGUCGGUGAUAGUGCAUGCCUGCCUCAGCAGAUGGCAUGUGUGUCGUAAGCAUCAUGUGUACAGGCAGAGCAGGAAGAACAGAAGUGGAUUGGUCACGUUGGUACGUGGUGAAAUAAGUGCCAGCAGUGCCAAGUGAUCGGAAAAGGAGAACCAAGAUGUGCAUGUUCUUUGCCUUCUUGUACAGUGCAGUGCUGGCACUUACUUCGGUGCAGCAGGAAAAUUUCCUAGCAAAUGUGGCUGGUAAGAGCCACCUGCUGCCACCUUUGCAGAUGACAAAAACAGGCAGCCCUAACAGCUACAAUGUGAUUGUGCCGCUUAAAAGGGCCAUGUCACUUUAAGGGUGAAAAGCACACAAAGGUGAAACUGUACGGAAAAGUACAUUUGUUGAAUGAAGUUGCAUGGUUUGUAAAGGCAAUAUUGACACCAUCAAAAAAGUGCUGGAGCACUACGACCCUUCAAUAUGUUUGCAAGACGCUAAUGCGAGCAUACGGUGCUGAGUAAAGAUUAGAACUGCAAGACAAUUUGAGUCUUACUACCGCACAUAAAUUAAUACCAUCUAUUAUUGCGUUUGCUCUUGGUACUUCGAGCCAAAGCGCAAAAUGUUUCAUUGCCUUGGUCUUGCAAAGGCAACGUAAAAUAGUGUGACGUCCUGAAUGCCUCUCGCAGUGUUGGAGCAGAAAGUUUUGGAUAUUUCUGAUAGUUGUCCUUCAAGCCAUACUUGCCUAAUACCUGCCUGCUGACUGUGCCUGUGCUGUUUCUCGUACCACACUGUUCUUUGCAGUGUUUCGGUCACUGCCUUUCUGUACGGUGUCGUGCCUGCCAUACCGCCUCUCCCUGUGUUGCUUUUGCAAUUGUUUCAAAAGGAAGGCCACUUCUGUUCUGGGCAUAAAAGUACAGAGCUCUGCAUAAACGGGGGGGGGACGAUUUUCUGUGUAGAUGUUCACAGUAAGUAUAGUGUAUAACGUAAUCGUAAAUUCCAUACUUUCAUAAGGAUCGGUUGUUGCUGUUCCACAAGGAACACACAGUAUCAUUUGCUUGGUAGUUCAGCUUUAAUCAGUACACUGAGUCGGUUUACUGAAACUUGAAAACUAAAGGUGCCUAUGUGCCCAAAUUGCAUUGCUAUUCGAAAAAUUUCAGCUCCACAAAAUUAGUCUGGAUUCACUCGUAGCAUAUGUGUAUGCCUUGGAUGUGGAAAAGAGUCGUCGUAAACAAAAGCAGUAUCGUUGUUUGUAUGCGCGACUGUACUCCCUCGAACAAUUGUCAUCAUUGCGACCUCUUAACCUCUGCGUACAUGGAGCUUAGUACUAAACAGAAAGUUGUUGAUGUACAACAGCUUAAACUGGUCUGGCUUUUCCUUAGCUCUGAAGAAUCUAGCAAAUUGUUUGGGAGGUUGCACAUUUGACGAAAUUAGUCUGCUCUGACGACAUGCUUGUUGAACGGGAUCAAUUGUUUCGCCCCCUUAUGAACUACAAGACCCUACCUCCCCCAAAGCACUUGUAGCACACUAAUGGUAAAAACUUUUUUGUCAGUUUUUCGUGGAAGUGACUGCGUAUUUCUGCUGCCAAUCAUAAGGUCAUGGGUUUUAUCGCUGGCCCUUGCAGCUGCAUUCUAAUGGGGGCGUGAUGCAAAAGUGGUCCCUUGUCGUGCUUUAGGAGCAAGCUAAGAAAACUUCAGCGCUAAUCACGUUCAAUCAGGAGCAAGGGCUGUCAUGGCUUACGUUUCAGUGGAAUGUUGUUUUUCAUCUAUCAUUCAACUGAGAACACUGAGAGUGCAAAAAGUGUUUCAAGACGUGAAAUCUAAUUGAUGUUAGGGACAUUAAACAAUCGUGAUCUUCAUGAUCCGAUGCUCCAGAGUGCAGAUGCUCUCCAAGUAUAAUGUAUGGUUCGACUAAGCUAUGAGCCUGAGAUGUUGCAAGUGUUGACGUUUGCUUCUCCUACAGGCUGGCAAGUGUCGGCCUUCAAUAUUUGUGCCAUAUUAGGUGCUUCAACAAAAACUGUGCAUUGAAGCUUCCGUCUCAAACCUGUCAGUUGAAGGUCAGUGUGUUUUGUGUGCCUCAUGGCACAAGUAGCGUGUUCUUGUGCUGUUUGAUGGUGAAUCUAGUGCAUCCUUUUUUAAUGCUCUUGCACAAUCAAAAGACAGAGGUUCAUUGUAAUCCAAGAGUGGAUUGUAUACCGGUUGGCAUUGUUGUUUUGCUGUUAUUUGCCAGCGUUUUGCGUGGCAAUCUUACGUGAUUGGUUUUAAGCGUGAAUUUGGUCUCCAAGUGCUUUCAAAUAAAGACUAUUUCGAGAGCA